AUGUCAAACCCGGACUUGGAGCCUGCGACGGUUCUCUGGUUAGCUGUAGAAUUUACAACCAGAGGAGAUUUAAGACUUCUGCGAGCUCUUGUAUCGCGAUAUCGAAAUGUUCUACGGAAUGAGCUUCUCUUGCGCAUACUUCUCACCCAUCUACCAGAAUGUUUGGAAGCUUCCAAAUAUGUGCCAUUUCUACAGGAUCUCGUAUCAGGAAAACCGAUUGAUAAUUCUCAAGAUCCCAUUGAUUUGAGCGCAAUGAAGGGUAUAAACCCCGCAGAAGUAAAUAAGAAAGCCCGGAAACUACGACUUCUGCCUCUACGAUGGAAAGAUGCGCCGUUGGAUGUCCCCGAUGACCACUUGAUUUUGUUCUUGAUGCAAAGAGCAUUACUAGUUGACGAAAACACUGGCCUACUCAGUGAAGUCCUGAAAUUACUGACUCCAUUCUUAAGCUAUUCAUCAUAUCUACGGACCUGGACAAUUUCUACCGUUUUACCCCUCCUACGUCUCAAUUACGAAUACUACUCUGGUGCUCAGCCAAUCCUCACCAUUCGCGAGUUUCAAGCUUUAGACGAUAGCAAAGGAACAAAGUAUUUGCUCUCAAAGACCGGAAAGGAUUCAGCUACAUUGACGGAGGAGAAUAAGCCCGUGGGACGGGACUUGCGUGGAUUGACUGGUCCAUGGCUUUAUGGUGACAAUAGGUGGAAGAGAAGAAAAGUUCAAGAUGAAACUACAGCGCAGUCUCAAGCAGCAGUAUCAUUGGAACAAGCAGGCAUGAUAAAUCAUAAAUAUGCUGGUUGGGAAAUGGUAUUUGCAUGGAUUAUCGCUGAAGCAGGUAUAUCUUGGCCAACGGCUGUCAAGGCUGUUGAACAAUGGGAUGGACCGGGAGACGUAGAUCUAGGAGGUUUUGAUGAUGGAACGGAAUGGUUGGACGAAGAAGAUCAACGCCACUUAGAACAACGAUACGCAAAAGCGGCUCUUGCGACAGCUUACCUUAUCCCUGAAAGCUCCAUUGAGGCUUUGACGGGUGUUCAUCGAAUCCUUUCCAGGAUUCUCACAUUACUUGAAAUGGAUAAGAUGCCUACAUUAGAAGCAGCUGCUAACCUAUUAACUCCUAUACCUAUCCUGGAAAAAAGUCGUUUAUCCAUCAGAAACGCAAAAUUUCUUCGGAAUAACCAUUUAGAAGAGAAAAAUGCUUUGACAAAUCCAAAUGAACCAUCCAUCCAUUUACUACUGGCAUUACUUAUUAGUGCAUAUCUUCUUACUAGGGUCGGGGAGGGAUGCAAUGUUCAGAGAGCUGGAGAGCUUGCUUUACUUCAAGAUGAACGCGAGCAAAUGAUGACUUUCAGGGGAUUCCUCACCUCGUUUAGUCACCCUCCCAGUACAGAUGAUCGAUUUUGGAUCAGGAUGAGAAAUGAAUUGCUAUGGCUAAGGGAUUGGGGAGCCGGAGAGCUUGAGGAUACCACCGAUCCCAGUCGUGGUAGGGGUGUUUUCGGUCGGAUUCACAAAGAGCUCAUCGAGGUAGAAUUCUUCAAGCUUCUUCUUGUCAAUAGCCGAUAUACACUCGCCAAAUCUAUUUAUGAGACUUCGCCAGAGAAACCUCUACCAAGAGAAUAUUUGCAACAUGCCAUCUUGACCGCGGCUGAGAAUGCCUAUGAUAAUGCCACAAAUCCUAACAAGUCUAGGGGCGGCGUUAAGAAAUGUGAGGAGAUUCUUAAUGCAUUUCCCGAUACAUUAAGCGACCACCACCAAACUCAAGAACUGCACAAUCUUGUUCUCGUUACGGACGAGAUAGGUCGAUACAGCUUGGUUCUGAAACAAGGACAACCUUUCCUACCAGUCAAUCUACGUGUAAAUAGUGACCCCCUGUCAAUCUUGAACAAGAUACUCGAACAGAACGACAAGAGCUAUACCCAAAUCAACGAGUUUAUUCGGAUGGCUCGAGAAAUGGUUAAGGCAGGUUUAACCAUACCAGUUCCAGUUGGAUACCCUGUAACUCCUGAUUUGAAAUUCAAAAUUGCCGAAAAGCGUGUGAUCAGUAUGUGUAUUGAUAUUGCUCUUGCGGAAGAUGAUUUCGAAACAGCUUAUUCUUAUGUUGUUACCCGUCUUAAGGCUAUUGGUCGUCAAGCCCAUACUCGCAUGCCAGAACUUGAGCGGAACAAUACGGGAUGCGUUGGUCAACGUCCACCUAAGCCUAUUGAUGAUUGGUCAUGGCGUGCAGCUUUACAAGCAGGUAAAUAUCGUCGAAACGCUCAAACGACACGAGCCACUCAUCUUGGCAAUACUAGUGGAAAUCCAGAGAUUAGACAUCUGCAACAGAGAAUGGAUUGCUUGGCCCAAGCUCUACGAAUGGCCCCAAGGGAUACUUUACAGGAGGUCUUGAAUGCAUAUCGCAGAUGUGAGGAAGAGCUCGAUACACAGAUCAAGCAAGAAGCAGAGCAGGAAGAAGCUUGGGAUGAGAAAGCCGAUGACAAAAGCAUGCCAGGUGGUUAUGCACCUACUCCUGCCAGACAAUAUUCCAAUGCUAGAACUCCUCGAAGGAACAAGAAUGAAGAGGCUCCUGUAUCCUUUUUCGAUCUCUCAAAAGAAAGUAUUACCCGUGCACAAACUGGUUUAUCUGCUUUAUCAAUGUUCAGGGGUCAAUCAAAGCGUUCUGAACCAAAGAACGACAACAUGCCCGCCCAGGCAGAAGCCCCAGCUGCAGUUCUCAAUGAAACUUCGAGUGGAAGAACAUCGAUUAGGAAGAGGGAUCAACUUCGAAAUGCUGCAGUUGGUACUUUAGCCGGAGGCAUUGGUUGGUUGAUCAAUGCGCCAUCAAUUAACACCAGUGCUGGAUCCUCUGAACGUGGAAACGGACAUUCAAGAAACUCUAGUGCAGGUACUAAUAGAAGUCACGAGGUUCCUCAGGUGAAAGAGGAUAAGCAGGACAAUGAUGAAAUUUCUUGGGAUGACGAUGACGCAUGGUAA
Sclerotinia sclerotiorum 1980 UF-70 is the source of this 2961-nucleotide messenger RNA. RefSeq lists its product as hypothetical. Gene Ontology annotation, biological process: retrograde vesicle-mediated transport, Golgi to endoplasmic reticulum. Bases 1 to 2961 code for a protein of 986 amino acids. The transcript is spliced from 3 exons. The record is from RefSeq and is a predicted model, not a curated record. Lineage: Eukaryota; Fungi; Ascomycota; Leotiomycetes; Helotiales; Sclerotiniaceae.